GGAUCUUGCGAUAGCAUCCCCACCCCUCGAGUUAUCGAGUGCACUUUCUUGUAUCUUGACUUCUAGUGGAUCAGAAUCUCGAUCAAUCUCUUCACACAUCUCAACCUCUGGUAUAGAUUUGGCUUCACUUAUCGAACUAGAGGAGUGA
This is a messenger RNA of Acaulospora morrowiae, 148 nucleotides long. The record is from the annotation of a GenBank genome assembly. NCBI's taxonomy places the organism in Eukaryota, Fungi, Glomeromycota, Glomeromycetes, Diversisporales, Acaulosporaceae.